AUGGCGGAGCCAAUGUCAUUGAAAUUGGCAAGAAUAGUUUCUUUGGGGAUUAUUGGAACUCUAGGUUUUAACAGUUACAAACUACGCAAAGAGCAUGCGCAGUUGGAAGUAGCUAUUGGAAAAAUCGAUGAAAAGGUGUCGUAUGUGAUGAAUCAUCACAAAUUAUUGGCUGAAUGGCUUGGGAAUCACAAGGUUAUCUGUGAAGACCUCAAGGAGGUUGAUCAAUGGAUCUACAAGACGGAGGAAGAAUCUAUCAAGGAGAAGGAAGCACGCAAGAUGAAGGAGAACGAAAAGAAGGAGGACGGGAAGAAGUGA
Oldenlandia corymbosa var. corymbosa is the source of this 315-nucleotide messenger RNA. The record is from the annotation of a GenBank genome assembly. NCBI's taxonomy places the organism in Eukaryota, Viridiplantae, Streptophyta, Magnoliopsida, Gentianales, Rubiaceae.